AUGGGUCUGUCCGAUACUACUACUGGGACUACCGGGACUACUCUUAUAUCAUCAAUGUCGUCGUCCACACCACCACAACCAUCAACAGCCUCAGCACCAGCAUCAUCAACAGCAGUGCCAGCAGCAACAAACGACUGCUGCUCUCCUCCCUCUUCCCGGAAACAGACUGACAGCAGCAGCCCGCCUCGAAAAAGCCCCAGGGCCGAGAUCACGACUGCAACUGCACCAGCAAUGGCGAGCGGGAACGGGUUAUCACUGGAGAAUCUUCCACUUGAAGUAAUCCACCAAAUCUUCUCCCUCCUAACGCCCACCGACCUCGCCUCUCUCCGCCUCACCUCCCACGCCCUCCGCUCCUCCGCAACAUCAAACCCCCACUGGCGCCGCCACUUCACCGACCUCCUCCCCGCGCACGCCGCCCUGCUCGAUGUCGCCGCCAUCCCUCCAAGCGCCUGGUCGUUCGCGCACGCCCCCGACGGCUACUUCCGCGCCUACACGACCCUCGUCCGGACCGCGCGCGAGGACUGGCUGCACAGCGACCAGGACCUCAAGGGCACGCACUGGAUGGUCCUCUUCAAGGCCUUCUUGAAGGAGGGGGGCGCGCGCAGCGACGACCCAAACUUCCACACCCUCAUAGAGAUGCGCGCGGACUGCACAUCGUGCCCGCUGGAGGGGCUGCCGCUGAAUACCUCGAGCUGGUAUGUAGACGGGAGGCCGAGCUUGAGAUUCCCCUGUUACCCACCCAACGUCCCCUCGCGCGACCCCUUCACAUGGUGUAGGAUAAUGCAGCACGUCUCCGUACUCAUGAUCACCGACUCGCCGGACCUCCUCGAGAACCUCCUCCACCUCAACACCACCAUCCUCACCGCCUCGAACCUGCCCGAAGCGCAGCGGGACGCCCGCAUAAAGACGCUGCAGGAGGCCAGCGACGCCGUGCUCGAGAACCGCAAGAAGGGCUUCUUCGACCGGCUCAAGAUGCUGCACCUGCUGCGCAGCGAACGCAACAGCAGCACCAGCGGCGGCGGCUGCAGCAACGCCGAGCUGCCAGAGCCCGACGGCGUGGUCAGUGGUAGCGGAUCGGGAACGGCGGCGGCGGUGGCGGUGGCGGCCAACGAAGAGAAGGGACUGACCGGAGGGCGCUAUGGGACCGAACAGGAAAGCGACUGGAGUCACGAUAAUGGCGACGGGGACGAGGAGGAGUGGAGCGAUGGCGAGGGCGGCGGUGGUGAGUAUAGUUACAUCUUUGGGGAGUGCGUGCUUUUUCAGCAUAUACAGCAGCAGCACGCCCUACAGAACACGACGUUGGCAGCGUCGCCGGCCGAGUCUUCGUCUUCGGGGGAGGCGGCGGCGGAGUCGGGUUUGGAGGCACAAUUUGUCGAAGGAACAAUAGUUAGGGACGAGGAUUCUACGGGGCAAUAA
Morchella importuna is the source of this 1416-nucleotide messenger RNA. RefSeq lists its product as uncharacterized. Gene Ontology annotation, molecular function: protein binding. Lineage: Eukaryota; Fungi; Ascomycota; Pezizomycetes; Pezizales; Morchellaceae. The coding region runs from base 1 to 1416 and encodes 471 amino acids. The record is from RefSeq and is a predicted model, not a curated record. The transcript is spliced from 4 exons.